AUGGUUCUUUCUUCUGUUCUUGGAUUCCCCCGUAUUGGUCCUAACAGAGAGCUCAAGAAGGCCACUGAGGCUUACUGGGCUGGUAAGACCUCUGCUGAGGACUUGCUCAAGGUCGGUAAGGAGAUCAGAGCCAACAACUGGAAGCUUCAAAAGGCUGCUGGUGUUGAUAUCAUUGCUUCCAAUGAUUUCUCUUUCUACGAUCAAGUUUUGGACUUGUCUCUUUUGUUCAAUGUCAUUCCUGACAGAUACACCAAGUACAACUUGCCUGCUCUUGAUACUCUUUUCGCCAUGGGCCGUGGUUUGCAACGUCCUGCUACCGAGUCCAGCCCUGCUGUCGAUGUUCCUGCUCUUGAGAUGGUCAAGUGGUUCGACUCUAACUACCACUAUGUUCGUCCUACUUUCUCUCACUCUACUGUUUUCAAGCUUAACGGUUCUAAGCCUGUUGAUGAGUACCUUGAGGCCAAGGAGCUUGGUGUUGAGACCCGUCCUGUUGUUGUCGGUCCUGUUUCUUACCUUUACCUUGGUAAGGCCGACAAGGACUCUCUUGACCUUGAGCCUAUUUCUCUUCUCCCCAAGAUCCUCCCUGUCUAUGUUGAGCUCCUUAAGAAGCUUGCUGCUGCCGGUGCCAAGUCUGUUCAAAUUGACGAGCCCGUUCUUGUUCUUGACCUCCCCAAGAACGUCCAAGCUGCCUACAAGACUGCUUACGAGACUCUUGCCAAGGAAUCUGGUGUUGAAUUGAUCUUGACCACCUACUUCGGUGAUGUCAGACCUAACUUGGACGCUAUCAAGGGCUUGCCAGUGGCUGGUUUCCACUACGACUUUGUUCGUGUCCCUGAGCAACUCGACGAGGUUGCUGCUGCUCUUACUUCUCAACAAAUUCUUUCCGUCGGUGUUGUUGAUGGUCGUAACAUUUGGAAGACUGACUUCGCCAAGGCUAUCAAGGUUGUUGAGGCUGCCAAGGCCAAGGUUGGUGCUGACCGUGUCAUUGUUGCCACCUCUUCUUCUCUUCUCCACACUCCUGUUGACCUUGCCAACGAGAAGAAGCUCAACCCUGAGAUCAAGGACUGGUUCUCUUUUGCUACCCAAAAGCUUUCUGAGGUUGUUGUCAUUGCCAAGGCUGUUAGCGGUGGUAAUGUUGAGGCUGAGCUUGAGGCCAACAAGAAGAGCAUUGAUGCUCGUGCCAAGUCUGAGAUCACCAACGACGCUGCUGUCCGCAAGAGAUUGUCUGAGGUUUCUGAGGCUGAUACCAAGAGAAAGUCUCCUUUCGCCGCUCGUCUUGCUGCCCAAGAGAAGACCUUGAACUUGCCUCUUUUCCCCACCACUACCAUUGGUUCUUUCCCUCAAACCAAGGAGAUCAGAAUCAACCGUAACAAGUUCACCAAGGGUGAAAUCACUGCUGAGGAGUACGAGAAGUUCAUUGAGAAGGAGAUCCAAGAGGUUGUUAAGUUCCAAGAGGAGAUUGGUCUUGAUGUCCUUGUCCACGGUGAGCCCGAGAGAAACGAUAUGGUCCAAUACUUUGGUGAGCAAUUGAAGGGUUUCGCUUUCACGACCAACGGUUGGGUUCAAUCUUACGGUUCUAGAUACGUUCGUCCUCCUAUUAUUGUUGGUGACGUUUCUCGUCCUGCUGCCAUGACUGUUAAGGAGUCUAAGUACGCUCAAUCUAUCACCAAGAAGCCUAUGAAGGGUAUGCUUACUGGUCCUGUCACCAUUCUCAGAUGGUCUUUCCCCAGAGAUGACUUGUCUGCUAAGGAGCAAUGUCAACAACUUGCUUUGGCUCUCCGUGAUGAGGUCAAUGACCUUGAGAAGGCCGGUAUCUACGUCAUUCAAGUCGAUGAGCCUGCUAUCCGUGAGGGUCUUCCUCUUCGUGAGGGUGCUGAGCGUGCCGCUUAUGUUCAAUGGGCUCCCGAGUCUUUCAGAUUGGCCACUUCUGGUGUUGAGGAUGGUACUCAAAUCCACUCUCACUUCUGUUACUCUGACUUGGACCCUGCUCACAUUAAGGCUCUUGAUGCUGAUGUUGUUUCCAUUGAAUUCUCCAAGAAGGACGACUCUAAGUACAUCCAAGAGUUCUCCAACUACCCCAACCACAUUGGUCUUGGUCUUUUCGAUAUCCACUCUCCUCGUGUUCCUCCUCAAGACGAGUUUGAGAGCCGUAUCCAAUCUAUUGUCGGUGUUUACCCCAAGCAAAACUUGUGGGUUAACCCCGAUUGUGGUCUUAAGACUCGUAAGUGGGACGAGACCAAGAGGCAACUUACCAACAUGGUUAACGCCGCCAAGGUCUACCGUGAGAAGUACGCUUCUGCUUAA
Messenger RNA from Sugiyamaella lignohabitans, 2304 nucleotides. RefSeq names its product 5-methyltetrahydropteroyltriglutamate-homocysteine S-methyltransferase (gene MET6). The transcript has a single exon. The record is from RefSeq and is a predicted model, not a curated record. NCBI's taxonomy places the organism in Eukaryota, Fungi, Ascomycota, Dipodascomycetes, Dipodascales, Trichomonascaceae. Gene Ontology annotation, molecular function: zinc ion binding; 5-methyltetrahydropteroyltriglutamate-homocysteine S-methyltransferase activity. Bases 1 to 2304 code for a protein of 767 amino acids.